AUCGCGGGAACAAAUGAUGAGGAGGUUGGAGUGGACGCACACAGCUCGUUUUAGCUAAUUUCUUUUUAUUUGCAUGUUAGAACAUUUUUAAUGCCUGGCGUCACUAUUUUACCAUGGGGUAUGCAUACCAGUAAUCCGCCAGUCAAAGUAGCGACAGAAAAGUUAGCAAUAGCUCUUCAUGGUUAGUGGGUAGAAGCUAACAAGUAGCUGUUUCUAACCUGAGUUUGGAGCCGUGACGGAGGAGCAUGGCUACAUCACGUGUAGAGUACACCAUCGGAGGGGUGAAGAUCUACUUCCCCUGCAAGGCUUACCCAUCCCAGCUGGCUAUGAUGAACUCCAUCAUCCGAGGGUUGAACUCUGGGCAGCACUGUUUGCUGGAGAGUCCCACGGGAAGUGGAAAGAGCUUGGCCCUGCUCUGCUCCUCUAUGGCCUGGCAGCGAGCUCAGUUUGCUAAACUGCGAGAAGGAGGCGCUGUGGAGAACAAGAGCCAGUCGGAUAAAAACUUUGGAGACUGUAAGAAGUCCGAUGCCUCUGCUUCCUGUCAGUGUAAGUGCCACAUCAGAGCCAGCCGGGCCGCAGCUACAGCUACAGCUACAGCCCCAGUCAGUGCUGAUGCUGAUGCUGUUGUGGACCUCACCAAGACACCCACCAAAGAGACAGCUCAGCCUUUGCCUCCAGCAUCACAACAUACGCCGCUACCAGAAGAGUCCCAACCUAAAAGACAUUCUCUCGCCUCCCGUCUGUCUGAGAAGUUCCAGGCUGAUCUGGGCUCUGAGCGCCAGAAAGAUGACGACUUCCAGCCAGACAAGAAGCGCAUUCGCGCCGCAGAGAACAAGAGCCGAAAAAGGCAGCGCCUGGAGCAGGGAGUCGUGUUCAUCGAUGAUGAGCCGGAGCUUGAAAUUGAGCCAACAGCUGGUCAGAGUUGUACUGCAGAGACAAAGAGCGAGGCUGCCGGUUCGUCCUCAUCAUGCUGCGCCCCUGAACUGUGCGCUCAGUGCCCGUGCGCUUUGGCCAAAGGUGAUUCGAAGGACAAAGAGAAAGACGGCAACAGGAACGUUCCCAAGAUCUUCUUUGGCACUCGCACACAUAAACAGAUCACCCAGAUCACCCACGAGCUGAAGCGCACCGUCUACUCCGGCGUGCCGAUGACCAUCUUAUCCAGUCGAGAUCACACUUGUGUCAACCCCGAAGUGGCGCCUCACUCCAGUCGCAACGAACGUUGUAAGGAACUGCUGGACGCCAAAGAUGGCCGGUCAUGCCGUUUCUACCACGGUGUCCAGAGGAUGCGGGACCAGGGAACACUGCAACGUGUCCAUGGCCUCAAUGAAGCCUGGGACAUUGAGGAACUGGUCACACUAGGGAAAAAGCUGCGCUCAUGCUCGUACUUUGCGGCCCGUGAACUCAUGGAGGGCGCCUCUGUCAUCUUCUGCCCGUAUAACUACCUGCUGGAUCCAAUGAUACGAGAGAGCAUGGAGAUUGACCUGGCAGGGCAGAUCCUGGUGCUGGACGAGGCUCACAACAUCGAGGACUGCGCGAGGGAGAGCGCCAGCUUCUCGCUAGAGCACAACCGUCUGCUGCUGUGCAGGGACGAGCUGGACAGCAUGGUCAACAACAACAUCAGACGUUCCAAACACGAGCUACUCAGGAACUUCUGCUACAGCCUGAUCAAUUGGAUCCAGGAGAGCCAAAGUCUAAUGUCUGAACGAGGGUAUGAGAGUGCCAGUAAAGUCUGGAAUGGGAAGGAUAUACUGAACAUCUUUCACACUUUGGGCAUAACUGCUGACACAUUCAACAUACUGAAGCAAAACCUGGGCGCUGUGCUGGAGAAGGAGGAGCGGGUUGGUUUUGCUAAUGGUAAAGAAGACAUGGUGCAGGUCCCAACCAUUAGCGCACCUUCCUCCACUCUUCUCAAAAACCUCUUCAUGGUGCUGGACUUUCUCUACAGGGAUAAAUGCAGGUUUGCUGAAGAUUACAGAGUAGCUCUGCAGAAGAGCUACGCUUGGACCAAUCAGGUCCCCCCUGAUGUCCCUGAUGCCAACGGGUAUUUCGUGCGGCCACGUCAGCGUCAGCGCCAAAGCGUCAGAGUCAAGGCAGAAGUCCUGACACUGAGCUUCUGGUGCCUUAACCCAGCCGUGGCUUUCUCUGACUUGAGUGGGUCAGUGCGCAGCAUCGUUCUGACGUCAGGGACCCUGUCGCCCAUGGGCUCCUUUUCUUCUGAACUCGGGGUGAAAUUCUCCAUCCAGCUGGAGGCCAACCAUGUGAUUAAUAAAUCCCAGGUUUGGGUGGGCACAAUUGGAGCAGGACCCCAAGGCAGGAAACUCUGUGCCACCUUUCAGCACACUGAAACGUAUGCCUUCCAGGACGAAGUGGGCGCACUGCUGCUCCAUGUCUGCCAGGUCAUGGCCAAGGGUGUGCUCUGCUUUUUGCCCUCCUACAAGAUGCUGGACAAGUUGAGAGACCGUUGGAUCAACACUGGUCUCUGGGAGAAGCUAGAGCAACAGAAAACUGUGAUCACCGAGCCUCGAGGUGGCGGCAAGGGGGACUUUGAUGAGUUGCUUCAGACGUACUACGAUGCCAUCAAAUACUGUGAGGAACGAGAUGGUGCACUGCUGAUUGCUGUGUGUAGGGGUAAGGUGAGCGAGGGCCUAGAUUUUACAGAUGAUAAUGCCAGAGCGGUCGUCGCCAUUGGAAUUCCUUUCCCGAACAUCAAGGACCUCCAGGUGGAACAGAAAAUGAAGUACAAUGAUCAGCACUGUAAGUCCAGAGGUCUUCUCCCAGGUAACCGCUGGUAUGAGAUUCAGGCCUACAGAGCUCUCAACCAGGCCCUGGGGAGGUGCAUCCGCCACAAGAAUGACUGGGGUGCUCUAAUUCUAGUGGACGACCGCUACAGGAGUAACCCCAACAAGUACAUCACAGGUUUGUCCAAAUGGGUCCGGCAGCUCGUCCAGCAUCACGACACCUUCGGUAACGCCAUGCAGUCUCUGGUAGCGUUCUCGAAGGUGCAGAGGGAGGUGGCGGCGGCGGCGGCUCCCGCAGACAGUCGGACCCCCAAGUUACCAGUUGCAUCUCCCGGGAGUCGCAUGCCACUAAUUAUAGAUGAACAGAGUCUGCCCAAGGCUUCACAACCUCUGAUUCUCAACUCAUGUGCCAAACGACCCGAAAGCCCCUCGACCACACAGUUCUUUUCCCGUACGCAGCUGAGAGCUGAACAGAAUGAAGCAGAUAAAUCGAAGGUGCUGCCUAGCACCCCAGACAGACCACCCUCCCAUCAAAAGAAAGCAGCUCAGCCCCUGUACUCCAUUUUCACCCCCAGCCCCGUCAGCGCCUCCUUAAAGAAGCCACUUUUUAACAGAAAACCUCCCAGCGGCUCCAGCCAGAGCUCAGAAACCCACAGCCAGUGGGAGGACAAAGAGAACCACCAGAACUCCUCUCGGCUUCUGAAGACCGAGACGUUUUGUCUGAAGCAAGGGCCUGGAAACGUCUCCAGUGAAGCCAAAGUCGAACCCCGCUGUCCGGCUCCAGAGCCCCCUGCAGUACCGGGCCCUCCCGGCCCUGAAGAAGAAACACCCUCAGCAGGCAGCUCCGAGGAAGAUGAUGAGGACCAGAGCAUUUUCUACACUCCUGAACUUUUUGAGGGUGAAGCAGACGGAGGCGGCCCACAGGCGGAAUUACCUCCUGGGAAGGUCUUAUCGGCAGAGAGCCAGGGCUCGCUGUCGGAAGGACUUUUUGGCUCCGAGCGGGCCCAAGGGCACGCCUCUGCUCUUAACGGCCAGAGUGCUAUUUCAGACAGGAAGGAGAGCGCAGAGCUGUCACAGGGACAGGAAGAAGUAAUCGCAGGACAGGAGCAAGGUGAGGAGGGAGAGGAGGGAGAGACCAGACAGGCAGGCAGUAAGCUUCACAGGCUGUCCAGAUCCAGGCAGAAAGCUCCCACUGCAACAGGUAACUGACAAUCUGGACACAAGAAGUAGCGUCUUACAGCACAGAUGACACGUCCAACACGCGUUAUUUCGGCAUAAAUUCUGCCACCGAAUGUCAGCAGCGCGCUCUCAUUGAAACUGAUUUUAGUGCAAUAAAAUAAAUAAUACCAUUGAGUUAUGUUUCCAUCGGUGUAAAUAUUAGUGUUUCCCUGUUCAUCUUUUGGAAUUACUUUAAUACUGUGUUUACACUGCCCAUGGCAUUUGGCCAACACACUAAUACCGUUCACGCAGUUGAUGAUGAGGUUCCAGCCAUCUAAGCUCAGCUUCUUAUGUAGGGUGACAGCUCAUCUUAUUAAGGCCUGCUCUCAGUUAAAAAAAAAACUAGCCAAGAGUAUUAGAAUUGCCACGCUGAUUAAAUGUCUGUUUAAACAAAUCAUUAAAAUACAGGAGGCACGGGUUCAUUUUGGUUCGGCAGAAAUACGCAAUCAUUUCCCUCAGUUUUAAUGAUGUGUUUGUUGAUAAUGGGUGAGAGACGUGGAUGCUUUAGACAUGCUCGAUUUCAUCCAUUUACAUACAUUCUGGUAAUUCACAAUAAAAUUAAAUGUUAACAUGUCA
This is a messenger RNA of Mugil cephalus (flathead mullet), 4532 nucleotides long. RefSeq names its product BRCA1 interacting helicase 1 (gene brip1). Gene Ontology annotation, molecular function: hydrolase activity, acting on acid anhydrides, in phosphorus-containing anhydrides; DNA helicase activity; DNA binding. Bases 246 to 3947 code for a protein of 1233 amino acids. Gene Ontology annotation, biological process: double-strand break repair involved in meiotic recombination; nucleotide-excision repair. The transcript is spliced from 20 exons. Lineage: Eukaryota; Metazoa; Chordata; Actinopteri; Mugiliformes; Mugilidae. Gene Ontology annotation, cellular component: nucleus. The record is from RefSeq and is a predicted model, not a curated record.